GAGGCGGGCUGAGGAGUGGAGGGGCGGGCGGGCGGGGGCCCAUGUGUGGCGGCGGCCCCCCCCCCCCCCCCACUACCGGCGGCGGCGGCGGCCCCUUCGCAGCCAAGCGCCGCUGAGGCGGAUCCGCGGGCGCAGAGCGAGCGCGGCCCCGGCCCGGCGGCGGCAGGAUGAAGUUCGCCGAGCACCUCGCGGCGCACAUCACCCCCGAGUGGCGGAAGCAGUACAUCCAGUAUGAGGCUUUGAAAGAGAUGUUAUAUGCAGCUGUGGACCAGGCCCCUUCUAUAGAAGACACAGAUGAGGACACAGUGAAAAGGUGUUUUGCCACGUUUGAAGAGAAGUUCUUCCAGACCUGUGAGAAAGAACUUGCCAAAAUCAACAUUUUCUAUUCAGAAAAGCUUGCAGAAGCUCAGCGCAGGUUUACUACUCUUCGGACUGAGUUACAGUCAACUUUGGAUGCACAGAAAGAAGCCAGUGGGGCUUCCACGCUGCAGCGGCGCAGAAAGCCGGUCUUCCACCUGUCCCACGAAGAGCGUGUCCAGCAUAGGAAUAUCAAAGAUCUGAAAUUGGCCUUCAGCGAGCUCUACCUCAGCCUCAUCUUACUGCAGAACUAUCAGAACCUGAACUUCACUGGCUUCCGCAAGAUCUUAAAGAAGCAUGACAAGAACCUGGAGACAGCGCGGGGAGCAGAAUGGCGGGUGGCCGAGGUGGAGGUGGCACCCUUCUACACUUGCAAGAAGAUCAACCAGCUUAUCUCCGAAACAGAGGAAGUGGUGACCAAUGAGUUAGAAGAUGGAGACAGACAGAAGGCUAUGAAACGUUUGCGUGUUCCACCCUUAGGAGCAGCUCAGCCUGUACCAGCCUGGACUACAUUCAGGGUUGGAUUGUUCUGUGGGUUGUUCAUUGCACUGAACGUCACUGUCAUACUUUCAGGUGUGGCUUUUAUAGAUGGACCAAAUGUGUGGCCACUGGUGAGAAUCUAUAGGGGUGGCUUUCUCCUGAUAGAAUUCCUCUUUCUCCUGGGUAUCAACACAUAUGGCUGGAGACAGGCUGGAGUGAAUCACGUCCUCAUCUUUGAACUCAAUCCCCGCAGCAACUUGUCCCAUCAACAUCUCUUUGAGAUUGCUGGUUUCCUGGGGGUUUUGUGGUGCCUGAGCCUGCUGGCAUGUAUAUAUGGUAAAUUCACCUACAUCCCUAUGCAGGUGAAUCCACUCAUCUUGUACGGCUUCAUGUUGCUUUUUCUCAUCAACCCCACCAAAACCUUAUAUUACAAGUCCCGUUUUUGGCUGCUGAAACUAUUGUUUCGAGUGUUCACUGCUCCCUUCCACAAGGUAGGCUUCGCAGAUUUCUGGCUGGCUGAUCAGCUCAACAGCCUGGUUGUGAUACUCAUGGAUCUGGAAUAUAUGAUCUGCUUCUACAGCUUUGAGGUUCAGUGGGAGGACAAUGCUGGACUUCUGGCAAAUACAGAUAAUCAGAUUUGUUACAGCUACUCCUACGGAGUGAGAGCAGUUGUCCAGUGCAUCCCUGCUUGGUUGCGAUUCAUCCAGUGCCUGCGCCGUUACCGUGAUAACAAACGGGCCUUUCAUCUAGUUAAUGCUGGAAAAUAUUCCACCACCUUCUUCGUGGUGACAUUUGCAGCCCUCUACAGCACUCACAAAGCUAAAAACCACAGUGACACCCAAGUGUUCUUCUACCUGUGGAUUAUCUUCUAUUUCAUCAGCUCUUGCUAUACCCUAAUUUGGGACCUGAAGAUGGACUGGGGUCUCUUUGACAAAAAUGCUGGUGAAAAUACCUUUCUUCGAGAAGGAAUUGUCUACCCACAGAAAGCAUACUACUAUUGUGCCAUUGUAGAAGAUGUGAUCCUGCGUUUUGCGUGGACCAUCCAGAUCUCCCUCACUUCCAUGCAAAUCUUUCCGUAUGCUGGGGACAUAAUUUCUACUGUAUUUGCCCCACUUGAGGUAUUCCGGCGGUUUGUGUGGAACUUCUUCCGUCUGGAGAAUGAGCACCUGAACAACUGUGGUGAGUUCCGUGCCGUGAGGGACAUUUCUGUGGCACCGCUCAACGCCGAUGACCUGACGCUCUUGGAUCAGAUGAUGGACCAGGAAGAUGGUGUACGAAAUCGCCGCAAGAACAAACAGUGGAAGCGCAGCCAGAGCGUGUCCUUGCGCAGACCUCGUCUUGCUUCACAGUCCAAGGCUUGUGACACUAAGGUAUUGAUAGAGGACCUAGCGAAUGAAGCGAACACAUGAGAUGGCCAUGGUUUCUUAUUCCACAUCCUUUGUUUUCUCGUUCUGUUCCCCUCUUCCCCAAGUAACCCGAUCUCUGGUACAGUUCCAGCUGAAAACAGGAGAAAACACUGAACAUGUUUUCCGAGCUCUUCCAGACCAGAUCCUAUGGACUCCAACAAGCUCACUGUGUUUCGUUUCUUUUCUUCUGGGUUAAUUUUAAUGUUCUAUUUUAAAAAAAAAAUAAAAUAUUUUACUUUGUUUUGCCAAUAAAGAGGACAGUUCAGGAAAGAGGGAUUGUUUACAGUCUCAACAAGGACAUACAAACCUAUCUGGAUAACGAAGCAUCAUAGGGACUCCCUCAUGGGACAGUGCCGAGAGCACACUCGGUUUCUGCUUGGCCCGGUUUUGACUGGUUGAAACCGGACUUAAGUUUUUAAAUCUGAUUUUUUUGGUUUUGUUUUUUUUUUUUUUCUUCAUAUCCAGCGCUGAGGCACUGGCUGCACUUGCAGGGAAAGUGCACUUAGAGCAGUAUCUUCAUUCAUGAAGCUACUUUUUAAUUUGAUGUAACUUUUCUUAUAAUUUUUUGGAAAUAUGAUGUAUCUGUUGCAUAUAGUUUUCACAUUAUUUAUGAAACUUAACAACCAUAUAAGAGUGAUUUUGAGUCCUGUGCAAUGAAGGUUGUAAUGGUAAAACAAAGCCGGGAAUGUAGAUCUAGAUCUCCAGGGUUGUGGGGUUAUUCCCUGCAAAUACCCCUCUCGUGAGACAACUUGCACCUGUGUUUACCUUUUCUCUCUUUCUUUCUUUGCAAUUUUAUUUUAAACCAAAGUUUCUCUUUCUGAUUUUUCUUUUUUUUUUUUUUUUUUGUUGCUGCUACUGCUUCUGGGCAUGUCUCUUGUGCCGGUUCAAUGCCAACUUUCCAUGCAGCUGUGUGAAAGUAGUGCAGAUGAUCCUAAGGCCCUUUUGAAAGGAGAGUUGGGUCCUACCAACAGUGCAAAGAGCUAGGCGAACAAAGGCUUCAGAACUUCAUUCUCCAGAUCAAAAAGUAUUUUUCAAAGCCUUAAUAGUGCUUAGAUGGCAGGAGGGCAUCCCAUACUGAGCAGGGAGCUUUUCUGGUGUUCUCCUGCAGCCCAGCGCAGCAGAAGUGGGACAAGGCAAGGAGGUGAUGGUUCCCAGUGCCGGGGAGUUUAGCAGGCUGGGGUUCAGGAGUGAUGGUGUGUUAGACAGCUGUCGGGGAGCAUGGAAAGGACUCUGUUGUGCCCAACUGAUGGGGAAGGUGAAAUUGAAAGCGGCUCUCCUCGUGGCUUCUGGUUUGGCAAAGAAGCCUCUGUCGAGUGCUAUCCCGGUAUGGUGCCCUGUGGCUCAGCUGUUACUUGUGCCCCUUGCUUCGUCUCGCUAACCCAGUUUGGGAAGCGCGAUACUAUUAAGCAGACUCGGGUAAAGGGCAGCCGUAUUGCCGCGCAAAUUAUGUCAGAAGAGCGACGCGAACUCGAUGGUCUCGUUGGGUCGGGUUGGCAUGGCCGAGGUCGCGGGGACUGCCGCCUUCCCCUCUGCCUGGCUCGGGGCAGCCGUGGUGUACAGCUAGGCCUGCAAGGGAAGGAUGAAACUCUUGAAGUAGGAUCCUCACACUGAUGUCUGUCCCAUGACUUGCCUCUACUUUGGGCAAUGGAAUUGCAGGAAUCUCUGCUCAGUUGCUGUUUGGUGUGGUUUUUUUUUAAUUAGCUAAUAGCAUGGUUUCUCACACGACCGGUACGUUGCAUUUUCUCAGUUUGCCUGCUGUGCCUCUUGCCCAGAGGAACUGAAGAAGGAAACUUAGUUCUCUUAAUUUAAUUGGAAAUAGAUUAAAAUUCAGUGGUGAUGAACCUGUGCCCCAUGCCAGGCUAAGGGCAACACUGCAAACCUGUAACUACCUGCACUUCUGUGAUGUCCUCUCAGCUUACAAAGAAACUGUGCUGGACCUGCCGGGAGAUGCCUCUGCUCUGUCAGCGGUGUGCGUGGUAGCAUAGGCGGUGUGUCUGUUGUGGUGCUCCUCCUCGCAUCUCCUACGGUGUCGGUCUGCUCCGGCUGGAGGGCAGCUGGACUAGCCGGGGUUGUACUGUUCGUCAUUUUGGUGCUCAGGAGCCUGUUUUCCCAUAUUUAACUCCCUUAGGUCUGUUGUUCGUACUUAAACGGAGGGUUCUUGUUCAUAUGGAAGUGGAGUCGGAGAUAUAAAGCCCUUUCAAAUAUUUCAGUUUCCUAAUAUGCAUUGCAGCGGUUGUUGCUGUGUCCAAACCUUGCGUGGGUGUUUCCAGCAAGAGUGGUGGGAGAUGAGUGAAGCCGGACCUACCUAGGGGUGUUUUAGAGUAGGGCAGCCGUACCGGGGGGCAAUCCAAAAUAAACCAGUGGUGUUACUUAAGCAAGUGGUUCUUUAUAAAAAGAAACCAAGUUUUACUGGUAAAUCUUCCUUUCAGAGGGAAGGGAAAAUACAGAGAGACAUCUUGAAGUCAUGCCAAUCCCCUGGGAGCACUCUGCCUUCUUCAGCCAGGCUGGGGAGAGCGGGGCAUGGCCGGGUGGCCUGCGUCUUGCCUGCCUGCCUGCUGCUGCACUGUCCAACCGUCUGCUUCCCAACCUGGCGGGGAGGGUCAGGUUGCAAGUAAUGAAAUUCUUAUUCUGUAGUUUACCCAAAUCCUUAUGGGAAGCAAGAAUUCAAUGUGUCUGUCUGCUCCCGGCUCUACUCUUUCCCUUCCCUUUUUCUCUGUCUUUGCUGGCAGGAGAAAUAAGAAAAAAAGGGGAGGUGGCGUGCUACAGCUAGCAAACAUUAUCUCCUAAAAUAAAACAUCGUCCCUUUUGGCAGCAAAGAUGCUCUCUUGGGAGGAAAGUAGCCCGAAUUCCCAGAGGCAUGGCUUUUAAAGUCUCCCAGCACUGCGUCUGCCUGUUCCCUCCCUCCCAGAGAUUUCUAAGAAAUCAGGCAUGCAGAUUCCUCCUGAGAGCAAGCGCUAAAGCCAGGAUGGCUCUGCAUCUAUGAGAACAUCUGGCCAAUAAAGGGAGACCUAAUGAAGCAGAGCAGAUGGUGAGAGAAAAUAGCCCCGUCGCUCCUUGUGAGCAGCCUGUGCAAUGGGAGCGAGGGGAGCGGGGACAGUCCCAGGGUGGCUUUGUUUUCGUGAGCAGGCUUUGGGAAUGGGUGCUUGGAAGCAUUCCUGGAGGGAGAACAGCAGGGUGAUGAUCCAUCCAGAAUUAUGGAGAGCAGACUUAAAAGGAGCUGGGGUGUUUUAAUCCAGCACUUUAGUUGUUGGGAUAUAGCUGGAUGGAAAGCAGAAGGUGAGACAGGUCUGUGCUGUGGCUGCUGCGAAGCAGUGCUGGCUUUCGGGUGUUGAGCUCUCCCUCUCCUUGCGAUUCGGUGCAGAGGUUGUCAGAGGUUGUGGUUGUGUGCGGCUCCAAGGAUGGUGUGGAAGCUGCUUUUGACUGGCUGGAACCCUUGCAGAUGGUCCCGUCUACGGGGAGGAGAUGCCACAGCGUGGCCGGUGACUUUUGGAGGUUCCCUUUGAACUCACUUCUCCAUGCUGAUUCCCUGCUUCUUUCCAUCCCUCCUGCUCUUCCAGGAGUUUUCAGGUUGCAGGGAUUUAGGAUUUGCAGCGUCCAGAGCCUAUUUGCUAGUUGGCGUUCCCUGCAUGGCUUUGGGACCGCGUCACCAGGAACACCAGGUCCCCCUGCGUGGGGAAGGCAAUGCCGUGUGCUGUGGGUGGGCGCUCCCGAAGGGGCAGCGGGGCAGGUUUGGACUUUAUGGGCUUGGCAAGCAGGAGCAGGAGCUGCUCCAUCAACGGGAACCGAUGCUGUCCCACCACAUUUUAAAAGAAAUGCAUUUGCAGCGCUCGUGGCUGCGGCCUGUGUGUAUCAAAUAAGCUCCUACCUCUCAAAUCCAGGCGGGUUCCCAGAGUCGGCCGUUGCUCGUCCUGCGCCUUUCCCUGCCCCGCUCCCGGCCCUCCUUGUUCUGUCGGUGUCUUUGCUGUUUGUCUGAAACCAAUGGUACGCAGGGUGCGGGGGGAUGACUGGCAGCAGCCUUCAGCAUGAAAAUCUUGUGGGGGGGAAAAGUCUCUUGUGGAGCAGAGUUGUAUCCUGCUGCUUUUACUUCCCUAGUAACUCCUUGUGCUGCUUGUUCUGCCUCCUCGCCGGUGCUCGGCCACUGCAGCCGUGUGAGAGGAGGGGAGGGAAAGCAUGGUCCUGGUGCAGGAGAUAACAAUCCCUGGGGAUUUUACUGCGCAUCUUCCAAGGAGCAAGGGAGACUGUGUGAAGCCUUCGAGCUUUGCCUGCGUUUUGAACAGCCAAGGGAAUUUGGUCUUAUCCUGCAAGGAUGCUGCUGCGUACUGCUCGCUGAGACUCCGGCCUGCGCCCCAGGCUUUUAGGGGGUUUGUGGCCCCGACGUCAGGCCAUCACUCUGGGACGUGUCCUGGGACUGGGGCAUGGCUGGGCUCCCAUUGGGAACACAAAACACGCACUGCAUCCCGGCCCCAUGUCCUCCCUCCUCUCAUCCACCGUUCUGCUUUGCACUCGCAGAGGCAAGAUGAUCUUCUGCCUUAAGUUUUUUUUUUUUUUUUUUUUAAUUUACAUUUUUAUUCCAGAAGGCGAUCAGAUUGUUUUGUCUCCUUGGAAAAGAGGGGCUGGGGCUCCUGGGGAAAGAGCGGAAAAUCCCUAUGGUAACUGCAGCAGUCACGGUUGGGCUCAGUGGCUGUCACCUCAUCAAACCUUGCCUCCUUUACACGACGCCAUCCCAAAUCCCACACCUUGGGACAAGCUGUUGACCCGCCACCACUGUGGGGUUAGCUGGUGUGUUGGCAUCCCUCGGGGGCUUCAGUCCCUCCUUGCAGCAUCCUGGCUGCAAGAGAAAGGCAGUUUUGCAGGGGGAGGAGAGGAAAGGGACGGUAAUCUUGGGUGUACCCAGAUGCUGAUGCCCCAGCCCUGUUCCCGGUGGGAGUCGGAGGCAGCUCUGGCCCCGGUGCAGCCGUGCCGCGGUGGGCGAGACGCACCGACCCUGCUUGGGAAGAUGCCCUGUGGCCUGACAGUCCCCGAAGCUCUAGAAACCAAAUUGCAAACUCUUUGCUCCAGAGGAGAAAUUGGGCAGCCUGGUAGAACUUGUGAUGACCUCUCCAUCCCGUAGGUCCUCCUGGUGAAGGAUCGGUGUUUGGAAGGGGCCUGGGGUGGAAAUGCCAAAGUUCCCCCCUCGGUCCUGCUGCCGCCUUCCUCUCCCCCUCCCCGCUGUGUUGGUCUAAAUGAUCUUUCUAUGAAGCCCUGUAGAUGUCAAAAGUAAUUAUGGAGUGUGAUUAGUCCUCUGUGGGUGCUUUCUUUCUUUCCUCCUCCUUUCUCUUUUGCUAUCCCCUUCUCCACUCUUCUUUUUUGGCUAAGUGGAAAAGGUGAGGACAAAGAAUUGCCGCUUGCUUGGACUCAUGAUGUAUCUGUGACUGCGCUAUUAGCUGUCUCCUUUUUCCUCCCCAAAUGGAUAUAAUUUUUGAAGUGUGGAAUACCCUUCUUGAUAAGUAGGUUUUAAAAAAAAAAAAAUAAUGCACAAUGUGAUACUGUUUCAUAGUUUCUAGGUGGUUGUAUAAAGCAAAGUUACUGUGAUUGUGUUUUUCAAAGGAAAAAGUGAUUGGUUACGAAAUCUGUCCUUUUUUCAUUAUUACAAGCUCUUUGUUUUCCAA
This is a messenger RNA of Aquila chrysaetos chrysaetos, 7891 nucleotides long. RefSeq names its product xenotropic and polytropic retrovirus receptor 1 (gene XPR1). Gene Ontology annotation, cellular component: plasma membrane; cytoplasm; Golgi apparatus. The record is from RefSeq and is a predicted model, not a curated record. The transcript is spliced from 15 exons. Gene Ontology annotation, molecular function: inositol hexakisphosphate binding. Lineage: Eukaryota; Metazoa; Chordata; Aves; Accipitriformes; Accipitridae. Gene Ontology annotation, biological process: phosphate ion transport; cellular response to phosphate starvation. Bases 168 to 2246 code for a protein of 692 amino acids.